CAGCUUCAGCACCGCGCGCCGAGGACAGCUCCCCGCGCCGCCGCGCCGCCAGGGGCCGCCGGGAACUCGCGCUCGCGGGCCGGGAGCACGCGAGACCCCCGCCGAGCGCGCCUUCCCCGCGGCUGUGGCGGGCGGGUCCGCGCGGGAGCGUCCGGCGGCCUCCGGAGCCUGCGGCCCCCGAGCAGCAUGUACCAGGGACACAUGCAGAAAAGUAAAGAACAAGGAUAUGGAAAACUAAGCAGUGAUGAAGACCUCGAAAUAAUUGUUGAUCAGAAGCAGGUAGUAGGUGUAACCUUGAAGAAAAAGUGGCACUGUCUUCAAAAAAGUGACCUGACCCUGGCUUUGGGAAAAGGCUCUAGGGCGGCCGAUAAGGCUGUUGCCAUGGUGAUGAAGGAGAUACCGAGGGAGGAGUCUGCAGAAGAAAAGCCCCUCCUUACUAUGACAUCACAGCUGGUGAAUGAGCAGCAAGAAAGCAGACCCCUCCUGAGUCCCUCCAUCGAUGACUUUCUCUGUGAAACCAAAUCGGAAGCAAUAGCAAGGCCAGUAACAUCCAACACAGCUGUAUUGACCACUGGCUUAGAUCUCCUCGACCUGAGUGAACCAGUCUCUCAGACCCAAACCAAAGCCAAGAAGUCAGAGCCCUCAUCAAAAACCUCAUCCCUCAAGAAAAAGGCCGACGUAUCUGACCUCAUCGGCACAGAUGCUGAGCAGAGAGGCCAACCUCUCAGAGCCCCAGAGACUUCAUCCUUAGAUCUAGACAUUCAAACACAGCUGGAAAAGUGGGAUGAUGUGAAGUUUCACGGAGAUCGAAACAGCAAGGGACAUCCAAUGGCAGAGAGAAAAUCAUGCUCAUCCAGAACUGGAUCAAAAGAGCUCUUAUGGUCCUCAGAGCACAGAUCUCAACCAGAACUGAGUGGCGGGAAAAGCGCUCUCAACUCUGAGUCGACCUCAGACUUGGAAUUAGUGGCUCCAACUCAGGCUCGGCUCACCAAAGAGCACCGCUGGGGAAGCGCGCUACUCUCGAGAAACCACUCCCUAGAAGAAGAGUUUGAAAGGGCGAAAGCGGCGGUGGAGUCAGAUACCGAGUUUUGGGAUAAGAUGCAAGCGGAAUGGGAAGAAAUGGCUCGGAGGAACUGGAUAUCUGAGAACCAGGAAGCUCAGAACCAAGUAACCAUCUCGGCUAGUGAGAAGGGAUAUUACUUUCACACUGAAAACCCCUUCAAGGACUGGCCUGGAGCAUUUGAAGAAGGUUUAAAAAGGCUGAAGGAAGGGGACCUGCCGGUCACCAUCCUGUUUAUGGAAGCAGCAAUUCUUCAGGACCCUGGCGAUGCAGAGGCGUGGCAGUUCCUCGGGAUAACCCAGGCAGAGAAUGAAAACGAGCAAGCAGCUAUUGUCGCCCUCCAGAGGUGCUUAGAAUUACAGCCCAACAACUUAAAAGCACUGAUGGCACUGGCCGUGAGUCAUACCAACACUGGCCAUCAGCAGGAUGCCUGUGAAGCUUUGAAGAAUUGGAUUAAGCAAAAUCCCAAGUACAAGUACCUUGUGAAGAGCAAGAAGGGAUCCCCAGGCCUCACCCGCAGGAUGUCUAAGUCCCCAGUUGAUAGCUCUGUUCUGGAAGGAGUGAAGGAAUUAUAUCUGGAAGCUGCCCAUCAAAAUGGAGAUAUGAUCGACCCAGACCUACAGACAGGGCUCGGGGUCCUGUUCCACCUGAGUGGAGAAUUUAAUAGAGCAAUAGAUGCAUUUAACGCUGCCUUAACUGUCCGGCCGGAGGACUAUUCACUAUGGAACCGUCUCGGGGCGACCUUGGCCAACGGAGACCGCAGCGAGGAAGCCGUGGAGGCCUACACCCGCGCGCUGGAGAUCCAGCCGGGCUUCAUCCGGUCCAGAUACAACCUGGGGAUCAGCUGCAUCAACCUGGGCGCCUACAGAGAAGCGGUCAGCAAUUUUCUCACUGCCCUCAGUUUGCAAAGAAAGAGCAGGAAUCAACAGCAAGUCCCUCAUCCUGCGAUCUCUGGGAACAUCUGGGCUGCCCUCAGAAUUGCACUGUCUCUGAUGGACCAACCGGAACUCUUCCAGGCGGCGAGUCUUGGUGACCUGGAUGUCCUCUUAAGAGCUUUCAACUUGGAUCCUUGAAGAAGGAGUAACACCCGUACUAAUCAUCUCUGAUCUGCGUAAUUGUACUGAAAAAUGAAAAGCUUUUAUUAUGAAUUUCAAAAGGAUAAAUCAAAUAUUCGAAAGCCCAUGGUCAUAUAGCCCAAGGAAAUUAAUUCCUACAGACAAUGCCCAGUCUCUGUUCAGAGCCAAAAGCACAAAAUGCUGUCUAGAGCGUCAAGGUCAGGCUCCAAAGAAGACUUGAGAGACUCAAGACAAACCGAGAUGAAGAAGCCAUGUAUGGACUACUCUGCACAAGCCGCAAGCAUACUGCGACGUGUGUUCUUUGGGUUUCUGUCUCCACUUGCAGCUGAUGCCACAUCUGAGUUGUUCAUGGAAACCUGGAGAGAGCACUGCUUCAGACUGGGAAAGCCUGGCUGCUUCUGAACUGUUUCCUUUUGCAAGACUGAGCUGGGGCCACUGGUGCAUGCACAUAGAUUAACUCGUGACUAAAGACAGGCAUUGCUUAAACCUGUUCCAAUUUUAACUUUUACUGUAGCCCUUGAUUCCAGAGAGGGAGCUUUGCUGGCAGAAGCGGUUUUUGCACUAGAAAUUUUUGCUGUUCCCAAUCUAAACUUUUCUGGGAUUGUACAUACGCACUUUAAUAUCUUAUCUAUGCCUUGCUGGAGUUCUGUUUCGUUGCUCCAAUUUUUAACUUGGGGGUGGAAGAUUUGAGAACUUAGCCUCAUUAGAUCAACGGACCAAAUAAACAAUUCCUGAAAAUAGUUUUUCAUAGUGUA
This is a messenger RNA of Saimiri boliviensis boliviensis (Bolivian squirrel monkey), 2891 nucleotides long. It is a transcript of the gene PEX5L, whose product is annotated as peroxisomal biogenesis factor 5 like. Gene Ontology annotation, molecular function: protein binding. Gene Ontology annotation, cellular component: peroxisomal membrane; cytosol. Gene Ontology annotation, biological process: protein import into peroxisome matrix, docking. The record is from RefSeq and is a predicted model, not a curated record. NCBI's taxonomy places the organism in Eukaryota, Metazoa, Chordata, Mammalia, Primates, Cebidae.